Molecule: messenger RNA, 1345 nt
Organism: Neohortaea acidophila
Lineage: Eukaryota; Fungi; Ascomycota; Dothideomycetes; Mycosphaerellales; Teratosphaeriaceae
Product: DNA/pantothenate metabolism flavo protein
Exons: 2
Coding region: 268-1326 (352 amino acids)
Biological process (GO): coenzyme A biosynthetic process
Cellular component (GO): nucleus; cytoplasm
Molecular function (GO): phosphopantothenate--cysteine ligase activity
Source: RefSeq, a predicted model, not a curated record
CGUAACUUUAACUCCACCACCACACAGUAUAUGUGCUGCGGUGAACAUACCAGCAUAGCGCCAGUCGCACCAGCUGGAGCUCUUCUGCACGGAAACAUGGAGAUGGAGUGGGAUCCGAGGGUAGCGCAUCCAUCUCACAUCAUCUCCAUCGAAGCCCGCUGAAGCCAGAACCCCGUCUCCUGCUCUCGUUUCCGCCGACAUCCUCACCCUCACAUUGGAUGGGAAACUGGCGGCCUGACCAACGGGAAAUCCGCCAGUGACCUCGAAAUGGAGUACUUCGACUCCAACCCGCGCCCCAAACAGCUCGACGAGCACAGCGAGGGCGCCCAAGCCUUCAUCGACCAGCAUGCGCGCGAGCACCGCCGCGUCGCCCUCGUCACCUCCGGCGGCACCACCGUCCCGCUGGAAAACCAAACGGUGCGCUUCAUCGACAACUUCUCCGCCGGCACCCGCGGCGCCACGAGCGCAGAGUACUUCCUCGAAGCCGGCUACGCCGUCAUCUUCCUGCACCGCCAGUUCUCCCUGCUGCCCUAUUCGCGCCACUACUCCCAUACCACCAACUGCUUCCUCGACUACAUGACGCACGACGAGCGCGGUGCUGUCGUCAUCGACGCCGAGUACCGGCAGCAAAUGGCCGACGUGCUCGCGCAGUACACAAAGGCCAAGCGCGAGAACACCCUGCUUAUCUUGCCCUUUACCUCCGUCAACGAGUAUCUCUGGUAUCUGCGCGACCUCGCCAUCCUCAUGCAGCCCCUCGCCGCCAACGGCUUGUUCUACCUUGCCGCCGCCGUGUCCGACUUUUUCGUCCCCGCCGACCGCAUGGUGGAGCACAAGAUCCAGUCCUCGGAAGAGUUCAACACCAAACGCCAACUUUCCAACGGUGACGACGACAACAGCAACGAGAACCUCCCCGCCGCACACAUGGAGGGCAAAAAGCUCGUCAUCGACCUCGACCCCGUGCCCAAAUUCCUCAAACAGCUCGUCGACGCCUGGGCGCCGCGCUCCAUGAUCAUCAGCUUUAAACUGGAGACCGACCCCUCCAUCCUGUCGGAGAAGUGUCAGAGUGCGCUGAAGAAGUACGCGCAUCAUCUCGUCAUUGGCAAUCUGCUGCGGACGCGCAAGCAUGAAGUGCUCAUGGUGUCGGCGCGCAGUGGGGAGAAGUGGCUGCGAGUGCCCACGGAUCGGAGAACGAAGAGUGUGACGGGUUUGACGGGCAACGGUGCGGAGCCCGUGCCCGCUGCGGACCCCAUUGAAAUUGAGUCUUUGAUCAUCCCCGAGAUCAAGACAUUACAUUCGGAGGUGAUUGCAAAGGGCGAUCCGAGAUAGAAACAUAUUAAGCAUAUAU